Messenger RNA from Fomitopsis serialis, 1788 nucleotides. RefSeq names its product methyltransferase domain-containing protein. NCBI's taxonomy places the organism in Eukaryota, Fungi, Basidiomycota, Agaricomycetes, Polyporales, Fomitopsidaceae. Bases 223 to 1371 code for a protein of 382 amino acids. The transcript is spliced from 5 exons. The record is from RefSeq and is a predicted model, not a curated record.
CCAGGCCAGAAGCGACGGGCGCCUAGGGGCGCGACUGCGGGUGUGCCUGGCAGCCACCGUGACUUCCCCGCAAAGACUCUCUGCUCUUCCACUGCUCUCCGUCGUCGUCGCUGCUCUCGUCGUCGUCGCUGUCCUCGCCGCCGUCGCCAUCGCUGCCCCCUACGCCCGCCCCCGCAGCGCCCCCGCUCGUUCUGUAUUUCUAUCGCUCACUGGGCUUCCAGGAUGCCCUUCCCAUUGACCGUCUGCCAGCGGCACCCCCGCUACGCCGUCUUCUUGGUCGUCCUCCUCUUUGGCUCCUUCCUCCUCCUCUCACCAAGCGACACAUUCUCGCCGAACCGCUACCGGUAUGCGCGCACAGCUACGCUCGACCAUACCCUACCCGCACGCAUGGAACGCGCCGAGGAGAUGUACGGACGCACCCUCGACCGUAGGCAGUCCAUGAUAAAGAAAUUUGGCCCCAACCCGAGCCAGGUCGUCAUGUUUCCGCCAGAUAGAUCGCCAUGGCCAGCUUACACUGUCUGGGACUUUUUUCCGCCUGUCUUCAACUGCCCGCACGAGUCUGAGCGGAUAGGCGCGCUUGGUGAUGGAGGAAAGUGGGUAUGUGGGCUCUCGCGCAUCGCAGAGAAGCAAGACUGUGUAAUCUAUUCAUUCGGCCUCGACUGGGACUCGACAUUCGAAGGCGAGCUCCUGCAGCGGACGUCGCACUGCAAGGUGUACGGCUACGACUUCACAGCGCGGGGCUUCGGGCACGGCGUGCCGCGCGCGCUGAAGGGUCGGACGCACUUCGCGCGACUCGGGCUCGGCUCGGUGGACUCGCACGGGCCCGCGGACGAGCCGAAGAUGUGGACGCUCCGGAGCCUCAUGGCCGCGAACGGGCACGACCACAUCGACGUGCUCCACAUCGACAUCGAGGGCUGGGAGUUCGAGGUCCUCCGCGCGAUGGUCGUCGACUUCGCCGGCCUCGGGUCGGUCGUGCCCGGCGUGGGCGCCGCGGCGGGCGAGCCGGAGAGCGCACCGGAGCGGGGCGCGCUGCCGUUCGGGCAGCUGCUGAUCGAGUUCCACGUGUGGCACCAAAAGUUCGAGGAGUUCCUGGCUUUCUGGGAGAUGCUGGAGGGCGUCGGGCUCAGGCCGUUCAUGUCGGAGGUGAACCUCGUCUAUGCGAACUAUAACCGCCAGAGCGGCGUCGAGCUCGCACAAUACUCGUUCUUGAAUAUCCGCGGCGACAACGUCUUCAUCUCAGACACGUCGUCCGCACCCGCCGCCGCAGCGGAUCCCGCGCUCGACGCGGACCUCGAGCCUGGCGAGCCGGAUGUGCGCACAAUACGCCAUGCGGCGGUCGCGGCGGGCGCGCUCGACGUGCGGAGACGGUGAGCGGACGGCCGUCCCCGCGCCGGUGGUGUCUCAUGGACCGAGGCCCUACAUCUUGUAUAACCUGUAUAACCUGAAAAUCUGCAUAGGCUGUGAGCGUGUCGGCGCCGAGAGUCGCGCUCGCCCCCUUGGUCACGCAAUAUACUCAACUAGCUUCCCGUGCAUCUCGUCCACACACACACCCAUCACUCUGCGUACGGAUAUGCGUUAUGCGGAGAUAUUGCAGGUACUUCACCCCGAUGUUGUUGUACGCGCGCGCCAAGUUGCCAGUGCUUGUAGGGUAUGUAAAUUAUGAACCGAGCGCGGACUUCAUUCUGCCAGUGUAGCGACGGGUCCAUCUGCUUUUGCACUCUCGAACGGCAAGUCCGCGAGAGAUGCCGUAAACGAUUGGUAGUGAUCAUCUGAAUUGAGACUGUUGGG